Asparagus officinalis (garden asparagus) is the source of this 729-nucleotide messenger RNA. RefSeq lists its product as uncharacterized. The coding region runs from base 1 to 729 and encodes 242 amino acids. Lineage: Eukaryota; Viridiplantae; Streptophyta; Magnoliopsida; Asparagales; Asparagaceae. The transcript has a single exon. The record is from RefSeq and is a predicted model, not a curated record.
AUGUGUGGAGGGAUUGAAAGUCUUAAGCAGCGUAUAGCCUCUUGCAUUGUCAAUUCCAGAUUGCAACUUUUUGAGCUGUAUACCAGUCUACAUCCUAUCUCUGCACCUGUAACAUGGCACGAGACUGUUUGGGAGAUACUGAAUUACCCAAAGCAUUCAUUCAUUUUGUGGCUGGUAGUACAAGAUAAACUUCAAACCCAAGAUAGAUUAAUGACACAUGGGAUCAUUCAGUCUUCAAUAUGCAAGCUAUGUGAUGGCUCAUAUGCUGAGAAUCGUAGCCAUCUCUUCUUUGAAUGCUCAAUGUCUACUUAUGUCUGGAAUAGCAUUAUGGAGUGGCUCAAUUUCAAAUGGAGAUGCUGUGUAUGGUCCCCCCUCAUGAAUUGGUAUAGUUUCAGAUUGAGGGGUAGGGGUUUAAAACAAAGAAUCAAGAGGAUGGCAUUAGCGGCUACUGUCUAUAAUAUUUGGAGAGAAAGAAACUGCAGAAUUUUCAAGCUGCAAAGUAGAACUGCUGAUUGCUUGAUUAAGAACAUUAAGUUGGAUAUUCUGACUGGCCGGAUGAAUGCAGAGAAUGGGUCCUCUCAUUAUAGAGCUCACUGCAAUCUCCAUGUUGACAGGAAGGUGCUGCACAUGGUGAGGAGGCAAAAUUUUGGUCUGCUUCAGUCUAAUUGUACAUUUUAUACUGUAGGUCGUAGCUUAUAUUGUACUGUUGAUUACCUGUAUUUCUCAUGA